AUGCCAUCGCCUGUUACACAUGGACAAGAAAAGGCUGGAGAGACUGGUGAUCAAGAAAAUGGGAGAAUAGAUGGGGGGAAGAGUUUGCCCUUAAAGACUACCCUAUACAUGGCAAUUGCAGUAAUCUUGAGCCUGAUCCUGGCUUUAGCAGGCUGGCACUACAGAUUUACAGAUGAGGAAAGGCUACAGAAGAGCCCACUGAUGUCCAAUGAAGAAGAACCAGACAUGGUUCAUAAAGAUAUGGAAAAUCAAGAGAGAUCAAGCUCUCUGGAAUCGCUGGGGGACUGGUAUCUACUCAAGAACCAAAAGAGCAAGCCAACAGGCAGGCAAUUCUAUGAAUCCCACCACCUUCACCCCUACUAA
Messenger RNA from Cantharellus anzutake, 363 nucleotides. RefSeq lists its product as uncharacterized. The coding region runs from base 1 to 363 and encodes 120 amino acids. NCBI's taxonomy places the organism in Eukaryota, Fungi, Basidiomycota, Agaricomycetes, Cantharellales, Hydnaceae. The transcript is spliced from 2 exons. The record is from RefSeq and is a predicted model, not a curated record.